AUGAACCUGGCCAAGCUAUUCAGGGCGUCCGGGGAUAAACGACAUAGCUAUGGGCUAUUCACAAUCUCAUUACACCUUCAGUCACCCCAGGAACAACACAACCCUUCACUGCAAUCUUUGCAUAUAUCUAUACCUUCUUAUUUUUGUCCAUGGUCCGGUACUCCAGGCACUCUGUUUCCAAAACUUACUCCUCCUAUUGACCCGACAACCUAG
Messenger RNA from Blumeria graminis f. sp. triticale, 213 nucleotides. The record is from the annotation of a GenBank genome assembly. Lineage: Eukaryota; Fungi; Ascomycota; Leotiomycetes; Helotiales; Erysiphaceae.